AAAGAUCUGAAAAAUAAAAUAACAAAGUCAAAGAGUCAGCAACUGAGCGAGUGUGCAAACUAUUGGAAGCGGUACGGGCCAACGGAAAAAUCUCAUAACAUGUGUAACGAUUGGAGUCCUGGGAGAUAGUAUUAUAAUCGAGAAGAAGAAAAAAAGAAGAUUCAGUUGAACGAUAUGUCAAGUUAUAUGUUAAAAGAUAUUCUGGGUCUACAAUAGAGAUGUAGUAAACCUUAAGUCGUAAGAAAUUGACCAAUCACAGUCAAAGAUGAGGAGAACACUCGAUUGUGAUUGGUUAAUUUCUUGUGGUUUUGAGGUUUACUCGUUUAUUACAUCAUCGUGGAGCCGGGGAUAGUGUUAUCAUUUUAUAUGUAUAAGUGUUUAGAUAUAUUGUUAAUUAACAUUUAGAGAAGAUGAGGAUGCAUUUAGUAUCUGCUGUAUCGAUAUUAGUUUCUCUCGUAGCAUCGUGUCACACAUGGGAGAUACCAGAAAAUUUUGCAAAAACUGAACAUUCCAACAAUUGGGCCGUUUUAGUUGAUACGUCACGUUUCUGGUUUAAUUAUCGGCAUGUUGCGAAUGUUUUAUCCAUUUAUCGGAGUGUUAAACGUUUGGGUAUACCGGACUCGCAAAUUAUUCUUAUGAUAGCCGAUGAUAUGGCGUGCAAUCCUAGGAAUCCUAGGCCAGCGACCGUUUUUAACAAUAUCAAGCAACAUAUUAAUGUUUACGGCGAUGAUGUAGAAGUUGAUUAUAGAGGUUACGAAGUAACUGUCGAAAAUUUUGUAAGAUUACUCACUGGUCGUUUGGCGCAAGAAGCACCCAGAUCAAAGAAAUUGUUGACAGAUGAAGGUUCAAAUAUUCUGAUAUAUUUAACUGGCCAUGGUGGUAAUGGAUUUUUAAAGUUUCAAGAUUCUGAAGAGAUCACUAGUCAAGAGCUGGGAGAUGCUUUGGAGCAAAUGUGGCAAAAGCGAAGAUAUCAUGAGAUCUUAUUUGUUGUUGAUACUUGUCAAGCAAGCUCAAUGUAUGAAAAAUUUUAUUCGCCAAAUAUUUUAGCAGUUGCGUCUAGUUUAGUAGGGGAAGAUUCUCUUUCUCAUCAUGUGGACCCAGCAAUCGGUGUUUAUAUCAUAGAUCGAUAUACCUAUUAUGCAUUAAAUUUCUUGGAAAAGGUAGAACCAUCCAGUACCAAAACAUUGGGUGAAUUUUUGAAAGUAUGUCCAAGGGAUUAUUGCCUAUCUACAGUGGGUGUAAGAAGAGAUUUGUUCAGAAGAGAUCCUAAUAAAGUACCAGUAACAGAUUUCUUUGGAUCACUUAGGCCAGUGGAACUUACGACAAAUGUAGUCAAUGUUUUACCUAUUAAAGCUAACCACACAAAAGCUGAGGAACCAGAAAGAAAGUAUAGUUAUGUUGCACAAUUUCCUGCUGUAUCACAAUAUACGUGAAUAAUAAGAAUAAUUUCAACAAAAAUUCC
Molecule: messenger RNA, 1462 nt
Organism: Harpegnathos saltator (Jerdon's jumping ant)
Lineage: Eukaryota; Metazoa; Arthropoda; Insecta; Hymenoptera; Formicidae
Product: Phosphatidylinositol glycan anchor biosynthesis class K
Exons: 5
Coding region: 411-1433 (340 amino acids)
Biological process (GO): proteolysis; attachment of GPI anchor to protein
Cellular component (GO): GPI-anchor transamidase complex
Molecular function (GO): GPI-anchor transamidase activity
Source: RefSeq, a predicted model, not a curated record